AUGGUGAAGGACGCAGUCGGGGAGUUGUUCAUGCUGUCGUCGUCGACGCUAGGGCCGCCGCCCGUGAGCUCGGCAUUCCUCACGGUAGCGGGCUGCCCAAGGGCCACUCGUCACGGCGGGUCAUGGAGCUCAUCUUUGCGUCUGGGUGGGGAGGCAGGGGCAGAGCCGUCGGUGGAGGCUUUGUUCCACGUCCAGAAGCACGUCGCGCUCGGUGGCGCGGUUCGAGGAGGCGAGGGUGGCAGCCCGCGCACACGGCGCCACGACGGUGUGUUCUUUGUUGGCGUUGCCACCUGCCCCUUCGGCGCGUUGGUCUCCGCCGUGCGCACGUUCGCCUACAACUAA
Molecule: messenger RNA, 342 nt
Organism: Miscanthus lutarioriparius
Lineage: Eukaryota; Viridiplantae; Streptophyta; Magnoliopsida; Poales; Poaceae
Source: the annotation of a GenBank genome assembly